UCGUUAUUCGUUAAAAACUAACUUUUGGCUUAUGCAUAAUAAUUUAAAAAGUCAAUUAAGUUCAAUUAACGAUUGGAACAUUCGACAUUUUGUAUGGAAGCAUAGUUUUUUUUUGUAUGUUUAGUUCGAAAGAAGAAGUGUAACGAAUCGGAUACAAGUAAAAAUCUAUGCGAACAAUAUUUAGUGUUCUUGGGUAAACUUAAACGGUCAGUGAUAAGUGUGCACCGUAUACAUAAGUUCCAGAAGAAAGUGAUACUUUCCUGCUAAAUACACCGGCGUGUUCAGCGAUUACACAAGAACUGUUAAAAAAUGAUCGACGACGAUUCCAUACCGAAUAUACCAGACUUCUUUCGAGGUCGAGAUGUAUUUAUUACUGGAGGUACCGGCUUCAUGGGCAAAGUAUUGAUCGAAAAGCUGUUACGAUCUUGUCCGGACAUCAAUAACAUAUUCAUUUUGAUUCGAUCGAAGAAAAGCAAAAGUCCACAGGAAAGGAUUAAGGCACUUCAGGAUCUGCCGGUUUUUGAUCUGUUGCGAGAAGAUAAUCCGAAAAAUUUCGACAAAAUGGUACCCAUCCUCGGAGAUGUGAUGGAACUGGGAUUAGCUAUAAACGAAGAGGACAAAUUGCGCAUGGCGAAUGUUUCGGUUGUAUUCCAUUCGGCGGCAAGCGUUCGCUUCGAUGAUCCAUUGCACGAAGCAGUCAUUAUGAACACACGUGGCACGCGCGAGUUAAUGCUGUUCGCAGAAACAUUAAAAAAUCUGACAGUGGUCGUACAUGUCUCGACGACAUACUUCAAUCCGCUACAGAGAGUUGUAUGUGAAAGGACGUAUGCAGCAAACGGGGAUUGGAAGGCGACGAUUAAAUUAGCAGAAGAUUUUCCCGAAGUGCUAGAUGUGCUCACGGAGAAGUACAUAAAUUAUGAGCCGAAUACAUACACGUUUACCAAGGGAUUAGCAGAACAGGUUGCCAUCGACUUUCAACACCGGCUUCCUAUUAUCAUUUUUCGACCUUCAAUCGUUAUUUCUGCCAUGGAAGAACCGAUUGCAGGUUGGGUCGAUAAUUUUAAUGGCCCGGUCGGCCUGUUAUUAGCAAGUGGAAUCGGUAUUUUACGAACAACAUAUGGAGAUCCAGACAUUGUUUCCGAUUUUACGCCCGUCGACACUUCCAUUAAGGCAAUGAUUGUUGCAGCCUGGAAAAGAGCCACACAGCCGUCGAGCGAACCGAUAGUCGUGUACAAUUGUUCAACGUCUCUACAACGUAAGUUCACGACUGGAUUCAUAGUUACUAUGGGAGAAGAGUUGUCUUCUCACAUUCCAUUUGACAAAAUGCUUUGGAGGCCUGGUGGAAGCAUCACGAAAUGUCGGUAUCACAAUUUUAUCAAGUUCAUCGUAUUUCACAUCUGUACCGCUUACAUUGUCGACACCAUAUUCAAGAUCAUCGGCCAGAAGCAAUUUUUGGUGAAACUGCAACGACGUAUUUAUGCCGCCAAUUUAGCAUUAGAGCAUUUCAUGCUCACGCAUUGGGUAUUCGAAAACGACUGUUUCCUGAAAUUACACGACGAUAUCAAACCGUGUGACAUUAAAAGUUUCCGGUAUGACAAUUUUAUAACCGUGGACGUGAGGGAAUUUUUUAUGGAUUGUAUGCUGGGCGCACGAAGAUACUUAUUACAUGAGAAAGAUGAAAAUUUACCGAAAGCCAGGUUGAAUUACAAGCGAAUGUAUCUUCUCGACAAAGUGGUGAAAUUAGUAUUUUAUCUCGGAUUUAUAUAUUUCGUUCUUCUUAAGGCGGGUGUGCUUGCAUUAGUGUUUGGCGAAUAAAAUGCAACCGAACAAAAUUUAUUUUAUUAAAUUUGGGAUUUAUAGAGGAAAUUGAACAGAAAUUAAAAAUUUUUACGAUAAAAAAAAA
Bradysia coprophila is the source of this 1903-nucleotide messenger RNA. RefSeq names its product putative fatty acyl-CoA reductase CG5065. Gene Ontology annotation, molecular function: alcohol-forming very long-chain fatty acyl-CoA reductase (NADP+) activity. NCBI's taxonomy places the organism in Eukaryota, Metazoa, Arthropoda, Insecta, Diptera, Sciaridae. The record is from RefSeq and is a predicted model, not a curated record. Gene Ontology annotation, cellular component: peroxisome. Gene Ontology annotation, biological process: long-chain fatty-acyl-CoA metabolic process.